AUUUCAGUUCCUUCCACUCUACUUUUUUACUUCCUCUAUCGUCAUCUCUCAUUUCAACCCUUUCCUUCCCCUGUUUCUGAAUCCCACAAUCUAACAACCAUUCAACCCCAACAAACCUUAAUUUAACAACAAUCUUUUAUUUAAUUAAUCAACAAAAACCUUGAUUUAUCAAAAAGAUGACAAAUUUAAUAUCUUAUGGGUCAAACACAGUUCUUUCCCCUUUCCCUGACCCAUCAAGAUUCCGGCCCAUAAAUCCAUUGCUGACAAAAACCACCCAAUUUGUCAAGACUCAUAAACUGGGCACUGCUACUUCUUUAACUGUUGCAAGAUUCGGGCCGGGCCAGGUUCAGUUUCCUGACCCGGAAAAGUUCAAAGAUUUAAUAGACAGAGCUGAAGGGCUUCUUUACACACUUGCUGAUGCUGCUGUUGUUAAUACUAAUGAUUCUGGUAUUACUAAUACUAAACAGAAUAAUGAUUGGUUUUCUGGGAUUGCUAAUUAUAUGGAAACUGUUCUUAAGUUUUUGAAGGACGGCCUCUCUACGCUUCAUGUUCCAUAUGCAUAUGGCUUUGCGAUUAUACUCCUCACUGUUCUCGUGAAGGCGGCAACAUUUCCUUUAUCGAAAAAGCAGGUGGAAUCUGCAAUGGCAAUGCGAUCUUUGCAACCACAAAUAAAGGCUAUUCAGGAACGGUAUGCUGGUGAUCAGGAACGAAUUCAGCUUGAAACUGCAAGGUUGUACAAACUUGCGAAAAUUAAUCCGUUGGCAGGAUGCUUGCCGACACUUGCCACAAUACCCGUCUGGAUUGGUCUUUAUAGAGCUCUCUCUAAUGUUGCAGAUGAGGGACUUUUGGCUGAAGGUUUUUUCUGGAUACCAUCCCUUGCUGGUCCAACAACUAUUGCUGCUCGGCAGAGUGGCAGUGGCAUAUCCUGGCUCUUUCCUUUCAUAGAUGGUCAUCCUCCCCUCGGUUGGUCAGAUACAUUUGCAUAUCUUGUGUUGCCAGUGCUCCUCGUGAUUUCUCAAUACAUAUCCGUCCAGAUCAUGCAGUCAUCACAACCACAGAGCGACGAUCCGAAUAUGAAGACUUCUCAAACCAUAACCAAAUUCUUGCCAUUGAUGAUUGGUUAUUUUGCACUUUCAGUGCCUUCUGGACUAAGUCUUUACUGGCUCACCAACAAUAUAUUGAGUUCAGGACAACAAAUUUGGCUUCAAAAGAUGGGUGGUGCUAAUAAUCCAGCAAAAAAAAUUAACUUUGAAGCUCUUAAGGAAGAACAAACCAAAGUUCAGGAGCCUGUGUUUCGAAGUACAUCAGUUAAAGAACCGCCCAAAACAGAGAAGACGGAUGCACAAGGCUAUCGUCCUGGUGAGAGAUUUAAACAAUUAAAAGAACAAGAAGCUAGGAGGAAGCAGAAAAAGUUGGCAGAACAAGCUCAGGAUAUUUCGUUGACAAAUGAAGUUGUUAGGGGAGAUACGAAAGUUGAUCAGUCUCUUAAUGGAGAUCCUUCGUCCUCAAAUUACAAUCAAGUUGAGAAAACUUUAAUUUCUAAGAUGGGAGAUGAUGGGGAUUCUGUUCAUUAUAGUAGCAGGAGGGAUCAACAGAAUAUGGAUGAAAAUUUUGAAAAGGAAAAAGCAGCUGCUUAUACCACAGAAAACAAAAGCUCCGCUGAGGACAAAAAUCAGGAAGAAUGAGCAUGAGCAACCGAUCAAAUUAGCAGAACGGUUGUACCUUACCAGAUCCACGUACAAGUUUACUACCAAAUAAUGGGAGUACAAAAUGAACAUGAUUUACGCCGUGAACAUGAAACCAUAUAUGCAUACAAUCAUGUUCCAAUUGAAUAUACGAAAGGUCAAGUGUAGAUACAUAUUCUAUUCCAGAGUAUGACAAAGUUUCAUGGGAGUAGUAUAGAUACAAGGUUGGGAUAUAUCCUGUUAAGGUUGAGUUUCAAGAAUAGUUAGGUUAUGAAAACUUAGAUUGUGGGGUAUGAAAUUCCUCCCAGUAUUGCGUAGACGUUCUUUCUACCAUCUUUUUGUGUAUGCCUGAUUCCUAUUUGUUUUAAUGCACUUGCUUACAUCGACAAAAAUGUAUACUUAGGACAAUCUACGUUUUUUUUUUCUUUU
This is a messenger RNA of Erigeron canadensis, 2114 nucleotides long. Its product is annotated as ALBINO3-like protein 1, chloroplastic. The record is from RefSeq and is a predicted model, not a curated record. Gene Ontology annotation, biological process: protein localization to chloroplast; protein insertion into membrane; thylakoid membrane organization. Gene Ontology annotation, cellular component: chloroplast thylakoid membrane. Bases 177 to 1685 code for a protein of 502 amino acids. Gene Ontology annotation, molecular function: membrane insertase activity. Lineage: Eukaryota; Viridiplantae; Streptophyta; Magnoliopsida; Asterales; Asteraceae. The transcript has 11 exons.